ACCUUGUGCUCUUCCACUCCUAUCAACGAAGUUUGUUUAAUUUGCUUCAGGAUUUGGGGGAGAAAUUACAGCUGGAAAAUAUAUGAAAGAACAUUUUCACCUACAGAUAACAGCUGACUAUAGAAUGAGUUACUAUAUUAGCAAGAAAAAAUAAAUGCAGAUGUUGGACCAUGUCAAAAAUCUUGUCAAGAGAAUGGAUUGUUUCACACAGAAUGGAGAUAUGGCUUCUGAUUCUGGUGGCGUAUCUGUUCCAAAGAAAUGUGAAUUCGGGACGUAUGCCGACUAAAGAUGUGGACCCAGAAGCAUUCAUGAAUGUUAGUGAAAUCAUUCUACAUAAAGGCUAUCCCUGUGAAGAGUAUGAAGUUACAACAGAAGAUGACUAUAUCCUUUCCAUUAACAGAAUUCCUCAAGGUCUAGUGCAAACUAAGAAGAGAGGCUCCAAGCCUGUGGUGUUACUGCAGCAUGGCCUCCUUGGUGAUGCCAGCAACUGGAUCUCAAACCUGCCCAACAACAGCCUGGGCUUCAUCCUGGCAGAUGCUGGCUUUGACGUGUGGAUGGGAAACAGCAGGGGGAACACCUGGUCUCGGAAACACAAGAGACUCUCCAUCGAUCAAGAUGAGUUCUGGGCCUUCAGUUAUGAUGAGAUGGCUAGGUUUGACCUUCCUGCAGUCAUAAACUUUAUUUUGCAGAAAACGGGCCAGGAAAAGAUCUAUUAUGUCGGCUAUUCACAGGGCACCACCAUGGGCUUUAUUGCAUUUUCCACCAUGCCAGAACUGGCUCAGAAAAUCAAAAUGAAUUUUGCUUUAGCACCCGUAGCCACUGUUAAACAUGCAAAAAGCCCUGGAACCAAAUUCCUGUUGUUGCCAGACAUGAUGAUCAAGGGAUUGUUUGGCAAAAAAGAAUUUCUGUACCAAACCAGAUUUCUCAGACAGUUUGUUAUUUACCUGUGUGGCCAGGUGAUUAUUGACCAGAUUUGUAGCAAUAUCAUGUUACUUCUGGGAGGAUUCAACGCAAACAAUAUGAACAUGAGCCGAGCCAAUGUAUAUGUCGCUCAUACUCCUGCAGGAACUUCUGUGCAAAAUAUCCUACACUGGAGCCAGGCAGUGAAUUCUGGAGAACUCCGGGCAUUUGACUGGGGAAGCGAGAUCAAAAAUUUGGAGAAAGGCAAUCAGCCAACUCCUAUGAGAUACAGAGUUAAAGACAUGACAGUUCCUACGGCAAUGUGGACUGGAGGUCAGGACUGGCUUUCAAAUCCAGAAGACGUGAAAAUGCUGCUCUCCGAGGUGACCAACCUUAUCUACCAUAAGAAAAUUCCAGAGUGGGCACACGUUGAUUUCAUCUGGGGUUUGGAUGCUCCUCAUCGUUUGUACAAUGAAAUCAUACAUCUGAUGAAGCAGGAGGAAGCCAACGUUACCAAGGAAACUUGUGAGGUCACCUUGUUCUGAGGCAUGGGAUACUGAUAAGUCUUAGAAAAACUUCUUGGGAGACAGGGUGGGGUCCACCAGUGGAGAAUUUUAAGGA
This is a messenger RNA of Condylura cristata (star-nosed mole), 1521 nucleotides long. It is a transcript of the gene LIPM, whose product is annotated as lipase, family member M. Gene Ontology annotation, molecular function: hydrolase activity, acting on ester bonds. The transcript has 9 exons. Bases 171 to 1445 code for a protein of 424 amino acids. NCBI's taxonomy places the organism in Eukaryota, Metazoa, Chordata, Mammalia, Eulipotyphla, Talpidae. The record is from RefSeq and is a predicted model, not a curated record.